AGAAACAUACCAGAACUAACUUGGGACCACACAGAAAGAAGACCCUCAAAACAUGCAUCAAUGUACUUUCUAUCUCUUCUGUUGUUUCUCUGACAUGAUGCCUCUAUGAAAACCACUUAUAUAGCCACCAACCAUGCUCAGUUUACACAUCCCUUUCCCCAAAACCCAUCCUGCACCCUCACAAAUGGAGUAUGAAGAUGAAGAUUGGUUAUGUGUAACUAUGGAAGAGUUUUCUCUUGCUACUGAAAAUGGUUCUAGCAAGCAAGGGAUAGGUCGGAAGAGAAACUAUGAUGAUGGCACCAGAGAGUUCAAAUCAAAGAACCUAGAAACGGAAAGAAGGAGGAGGGAGAAGCUCAGUAGCAGACUCUUGAUGCUUCGUGCUAUAGUGCCUAUCAUCACAAAUAUGAACAAAGCCACAAUUAUUGAAGAUGCUAUCACCUACAUUGAGAAGCUUCAAGACAAAGUCCAGAGUCUCAGUCAAGAGCUUCACCAAAUGGAAACAACUUCAGAGGAAACAGGAAACACAACAGAUGAAAUUGAUGCUGCACAAGAUAUGAAGGAUUUGGGAAUACAGGAAGAAGUUAGGGUGGCACAAAUAGACGGAAAUAAACUCUGGGUUAAGAUCAUCAUUCAGAAGAGAAAAGGAAGAUUCAGAAAAUUGAUGGAAGCUCUCAAUAAUUUCAGCAUUGAACUCAUAGACACCAAUCUCACAACCACAAAAGGAGCAUUUCUUAUUUCAAGCUGUAUACAGGACAGAGAUGGUGAAAAACUUGAAAUUCAACAAACCAAGGAUUUGUUGCAAGACAUUAUCAAUGGCAUAUAGGGCUAGUUUAAUUUAUUGGUUGGAACUGUU
Molecule: messenger RNA, 853 nt
Organism: Vigna umbellata (rice bean)
Lineage: Eukaryota; Viridiplantae; Streptophyta; Magnoliopsida; Fabales; Fabaceae
Product: transcription factor DYT1-like
Biological process (GO): regulation of DNA-templated transcription
Cellular component (GO): nucleus
Molecular function (GO): protein dimerization activity; DNA-binding transcription factor activity; sequence-specific DNA binding
Source: RefSeq, a predicted model, not a curated record